CUUACCACUACGAUCACUUCAACGCUUUCUUGCUCAUCGAAUACUGUAACUCAGAUGUCAUCGAACAUAGUCACCUUCCCUGAUAUAUGCUCCACACGUGGAUCGUUCACGAUGCGAAGAAUUUCCAGUGAUGCACGCACGCCUCGCAUCUCAGAACUCCUCCGAUGCAACGAUGUUCCUUCGGAUAGCGAACUCUCCGAGUUCCGGGACAUAAUCCAGCAGGGACCUGGGCGUAUCGCGAAUCUUGAUCAGAAGAUCGCGCACACCAAAGAGCUCCUCGAGGCUCUUAUCAAUCAUCGUAAUGUUGUGGAGGCAAAUAUCGAGGAUGCCAAAGUACUCUCUUCUCCAGUACGAAGACUUCCCCCUGACGUUCUCCGCUCCAUCGCUCUUGAGACCAUCCCUUCCCCUUCAGAGAUCAUGUCGAUCAUAAUGACCAUUGUCGGCUCGCCGGAGCUAUGGUCGUCCGUAUUACUCAAGAUCACGUACCGUCCCAAUGCUCCCUUGUCAUCUUUUUGCCGUCCAUUGUUCUUGCUUGUACUCCACCUUGAAAGGUCACGGAAUGUUCCUCUCACCUUUCGGCUUCUCAAUACCACGCGAACCGCCGAACAUCCUUUUCUUUCCCUCAUUUCCGCCCGCGCCUCUUCUAUCAAAAACCUUUAUCUUCCAUCCAAUCCUGAUUGUUCACUCGAAGGCCUUGCCUGCUCUCGGGGAAGUUGGAACAGUCUCCAUCAUCUGAAAAUCGGAUUGGCCAGUGAUACACGUAUAGAGCGGAUAUUCGAUUCGUUUGAGUAUGCACCAAAUUUACGAGUGCUCGAAGCGAGCGCGAAGAAACCGGAGGAAAUUCUUCUGAUUCCCUGGGUCCAGCUUACCCAAUUAAGUCUUCGAGCCAGUAAUGCUCUGGACCUUGAAGUUCUUCGACGAGCGAAGAACAUCAAGAGUCUAGAAAUUAUCGGUGAGAGAGAUUUCAGGAUGUCAUUGUCGGAAGGAUACGAAGCCAUCUCUCUCCCCUUUCUCACUUCCUUGACGCUGUGGCUCGAGGCUGUGAGUAUGGAUUUCCUUUCAUUUUUUAUCCCCAGCCUCACCGAUCUCUUCCUUAUCUACGCUCUCAUGGUUGAAAAGCCCUUAUUUUCCCGGCUGAAUACACCGAAUGUGAUCACAACGCUUAAACUCACACGCAGCCAACUCGAUUUUGUGUCUACAGAGCCAUGCGCUUUUCCUGGACUGUCCUCAUUGUUGAACUCGGUCCCUCAUCUUCGCCAUUUGGUUAUUGCGUCAGGAAAAGCAUUAUCAUCAGAUGAUAUAUGCACCCUCAUCCCAUCACCAGCACAAACCCCUUUACCUCGCCUCAAAACACUUGACCUUCGCGGCUGUAAAUUCGAAUUUCAUCAUAGCGAGCUCGUUGAUAUGGUCAAUAUUCGCCGGCAAGAAAAUAACCCAGAUAUUGAUCGCCUAGAGACCAUAUACUUAAGUGCUCCUCUCUCACUUAAUGGACUCUAUCGUCGAUUGUGGAAGUCCUUACGUGACGGAGGACUGAAGGUCGUGUACGGGAAUUUAUGA
This is a messenger RNA of Desarmillaria tabescens, 1557 nucleotides long. RefSeq lists its product as uncharacterized. The record is from RefSeq and is a predicted model, not a curated record. Lineage: Eukaryota; Fungi; Basidiomycota; Agaricomycetes; Agaricales; Physalacriaceae. The transcript has 3 exons. The coding region runs from base 55 to 1557 and encodes 500 amino acids.